This is a messenger RNA of Miscanthus lutarioriparius, 564 nucleotides long. The record is from the annotation of a GenBank genome assembly. NCBI's taxonomy places the organism in Eukaryota, Viridiplantae, Streptophyta, Magnoliopsida, Poales, Poaceae.
AUGGCUGGCCCUAAGCGAGGGGUCCACAUGAUGGACCUUGCUCUAAUCGAAUAUGACAUGAGGAUCAAGACAGGUGAACAGGAAAAGGAUGACCUAUAUCUGAUUGAUGGUGCAUCAAUGAUAGGCCUUGCAGGCUUAUGGAAUUAUCCAUUUACAAUGCGCAUCCCUGGUGAUUGUGGUGCAGUUAACCUAACUUUAGCACGUCUUGAUGAUGCAGUUGAGGCGACUAUAGAGGUUCUCAUAUCGGAAGUGCAAAACAGUUUCAGUUUGUUUCUUGGUUGUUUAACAAGUGGAUUGAAUAAGGAAAUUCAGCUCUUUGAUGGUGCCGUAGCCAAGUCAUGUGGCUUAAGGAGGUCUGUGGUUGCUGUAGUGAAUGAUUCAUCGAUAGAUUUGAAGUUCAAAUUAGGCUCACUGUUAUCUAGUUCCGACCAACAUUGCUGCUCGUUCAACACAAAAACCCAUGGGCAUGAUACCCAGGAAAUGAAGACUGAUUUUGCAUUAAUAUCAGUGAAGGUGACUUGGUCAACUUUGCCGGAUGGGACACGAGGCUACUACGAGUGGUAA